This is a messenger RNA of Cyphellophora attinorum, 756 nucleotides long. RefSeq lists its product as uncharacterized. The record is from RefSeq and is a predicted model, not a curated record. Bases 1 to 756 code for a protein of 251 amino acids. The transcript is spliced from 2 exons. Lineage: Eukaryota; Fungi; Ascomycota; Eurotiomycetes; Chaetothyriales; Cyphellophoraceae.
AUGGCUCUCAGCACUGACGGAGAUCUUGAGGCUCGGUUCAACUCGGUGGAAGAGCUUUUUGAAGGGCUAAAACGCACCAAGCAGGUGAUUGCGGAGCAGGAUGAGAUCAUCAAGCAGUCAAAGCAGAACAUCGAAAUAUCCGAAGGUAUCAAGCGUCAAGCUAAUCGACAGUACAACGAGAUCGAACGAGCAAUUGGCGCUCUACUCACACCCAAAAGCACUCGCGUGAUGAAAGUCGAAGAUGAAUCACCAACUCGCGUCACAAUUCCAACUCCCAAGAUCUCGUCGCAAGGACUCCAAGGCUCCAACAAUGGUCGACAAUCUACCCCCGAGGAUACCACCGCAAUCGCAUUCCCCAAGCUUGCAGAUCCGCAGUGGCUCGACAAGGCCAAGACAGAUGCCCGCGUACACCCUAGUAUCGGUUUCUCCGUUGGGCCAGAAAAGUACAAACGGCAAGAGUACAUCAUCUAUGCAAAGACCGAAGGUCGCGAAAAGCAUUCUAUCAAGAGCUUGGAAAAUGGCGUGGAGUACAUUAUCGGCUCUACACCGAGAGUUGCUCAAGCAGGUGGCUGGAUGCGUCGCGCUGGUAGCACGCUAAUCGCAGUAAAUGGUUCGUCUUUGUGGGGAACGCCUAAGACUGAUAUCGGCGAAACGAGGCAGGAGUUUUCUCGACUGGACGGAUCAUCGAAGCUGAUGGUAUGGUACGAGCGUCACACGGUUGACGUGGCCUGGUGGUGUGACAAUUUCACGACCUGA